GCCAGCCUGAUGGAAAAGAAGGAGAAAGGUAGGCCCACAGAGGCUGCUGUGCCUGCGCCCAUCCCCUUGGAGACUUGUUUGCUAGUUUCUGAUAUUUUCCUCCAUUGUUCUUUUUCUUGCAAGUAUAUACACUUAUUCCCUCCUUUUAUUUAAACAGUAAAGAAUAUUCUGUACCUUCUGUUCUCCACUUAAAAUAAAUGUGAGAGAACAUGACAAAAAGAACAGAGAUGAGAUCGCAGGUAGAAAACACGAAAAGGCUUCCAGGAUGUAGAUAAUAACUCCAAGGUAGAGAAUGAUGUCUUAGUCUGCUCAGGCUGUGAGAAUAGACACCGUAGACCAGAUGGCGUAAACCACAGAAAUUAACUUUCUCCUGUGUGCCCUGCAGAUCCCAGAGGGAAGCCAGUACCUAGAACUCUGCAUUUCUUUUAGGAUUGCAUUUGACUUCAUUGUGUCACUAUGCAUAUGAUAGUUUGUGUCACUAAAGCAGAGGUGCUUUAACCUGAGGAAAUAUGUAGAUGUCUUCUUUUCCCAGUGGAAAAUGUUUUUUUGGAAAUAAAAAUCUCAUUGUAGUUGUAUGUAAAAUUGCAGCAUCUGUUAUCCUCAGGAAGCAGAGGGAAAAGAGAUGGACGCUGCCAGUACGCAAAGCAUCCGUCCUCCCUCCCAGUGGGCCGGUCGUGGGUGCUCCAGCUGCAGCCCUGUGAAGCUUGCACGUGCUCCUUUGCAUGCUUGCGCUCCGUACACUUGCCGGUGACCACCACAUGCCAGCCUGCUCUGGCGUCUGGGGAUCCAGGGGUGGAAAAAGCCCUCAGACAAACAUCCCUGCCCGCCCAGAGUGCACAGCUAUGAGCUAGCUUGGAAGGGCUUAAGAGGAAGAUGUGGACAGGGAAAUGGACACGAGAUGUUGCAUGUUUCUCAAGUUUUAUAUGAAGCAGCAGCACUGUUCGUAAUAUUCUGUACCCCAACAUGGAGCCCCUUCCGACUCAUCUGCGUGAACGGCUGGGGAAGGAGUAAAGUGGUGGGUUCACAAGGACGCUUAGAAGAGAAGCGCCCAUGGCCUGGGGGGUAAAUGGCCUCAGAGGCAGGCAGGGAGAGCCGGACUGUGGGCUGGGGCCCAGGGGGCGAUGCCACAGUGAUCCGCGCAGAGGGCCCACAGGCACAGUGGCUCUGGCAGGUGCUCGGGGCUGUGCCCUGUCCUUCCUGCAAGGAGAGCCAGUCCCUUCUAUUCCCCUCACAGAUCUGGGCUAUCCAACCAUCUCAGAGAACUUAGACCACAUGUUCCUACUGCUUCCAGGCCACUGCCUGGGAAUGGCUUUCUCCAACUUGUACUACAACUAUGAACUACGCAAGUUCUGCUAUACCAAGAACCUGAACCAGACUGAGUGUGAUCAAAUUUCAGAGGGAUAUACAGCUCAGAAGAACAUCCAUGCCUGGACAUCUCUAGGGACGGGGAAGUACCUCGCAACCCUUGCCAUCUCAGGAUCUGUGUACCUCAUCCUGCGUUGGCUCACGGAAACCAGUGUCUGGUGGGAACUGAAAGCCAGGUGUCCUGGCUUCUACAGGAAGCAAAAACUGGGCUCGGGAAAGCAGGUGUCCUUGCAGAGCACAGUGUCAGCGCCCUGUGACCAAGAUGUAGAAGAGGAGGCGAAAAUGAUCGAGACUUGCUUGGAAAUCCUGUGUGAGAAAAACCCACUGGUUGUUAAAGAAGGAGUUUACCUACUCUAUCUAAAAGGUGAAGAAAAGCUUGGAAAAUCACUUGAAUUUGGACAGCAUGUUUAUCCCAUUUUAGCAGAGGGAUAUACAGCUCAGAAGAACAUCCAUGCCUGGACAUCUCUAGGGACGGGGAAGUACCUCGCAACCCUUGCCAUCUCAGGAUCUGUGUACCUCAUCCUGCGUUGGCUCACGGAAACCAGUGUCUGGUGGGAACUGAAAGCCAGGUGUCCUGGCUUCUACAGGAAGCAAAAACUGGGCUCGGGAAAGCAGGUGUCCUUGCAGAGCACAGUGUCAGCGCCCUGUGACCAAGAUGUAGAAGAGGAGGCGAAAAUGAUCGAGACUUGCUUGGAAAUCCUGUGUGAGAAAAACCCACUGGUUGUUAAAGAAGGGUCAGAGGCACGGCAGUAGGCCGGCUACUGUCCCCAGUUUGAUGUCCUGCUCAACCACAUGACUGGCCGGGAGAUGCUGGUCAUGUACGCCUGCAUCCACGGCAUCCCUGAGCGCCACAUCAGUGCCUGCAUGGACCAGAUUCUGGAUGACUUACUCAUGUACACGUAUGCUGACAAGCUGGUGAAGACCUACAGGUGAGACUUGGGGCUCCCUUGGGCCCUCCACCUCCAGUAACAAGACGUGCUCCAGCUUGCACU
This is a messenger RNA of Manis javanica (Malayan pangolin), 2357 nucleotides long. NCBI's taxonomy places the organism in Eukaryota, Metazoa, Chordata, Mammalia, Pholidota, Manidae. The record is from RefSeq and is a predicted model, not a curated record.